GGAGGUCAAGUGAACAACAAGAGGUGGGCAGUGUUGUUCACAUGCAUGUCUACCAGGGCCAUCCACAUUGAGGUUGUGGAAACAAUGACUGCCUCAAGCUUCAUCAAUGCUCUCCGGAGAUUCUUUUCACUCCGUGGACCAGCCAAGCAACUCAGGUCCGACAGAGGGACCAACUUUAUUGGCGCCUGUAAUGAGCUGAAACUAUCACCACAGGAUGCCAAUAACACAAUCAAAGACUAUCUGACAGAACAGAGGUGCACCUGGGAGUUCAACCCGCCCCAUGCGUCCCACAUGGGUGGGACUUGGGAAAGAAUGAUUGGGGUUUCUCGCCGCAUUCUAGAUGCUCUACUCCUAGAUGUGAAGCGACCUCAGCUCACCCACGAAGUCUUGGUGACCUUCAUGGCAGAGGUCACAGCUAUUGUUAAUGCCAGACCCCUUGUGCCGAUUUCGACAGACCCUGAAGCUCCACUGGUCUUAACUCCAGCUAUGCUUCUUACUCAGAAAACAGGAGCUCCCCCUACAGCUCCAAACAACCUGACCAAGAAGGACGUCUUCAAGAGCCAAUGGAAGAGAGUUCAAAUACUAGCCAACAACUUUUGGACAAGAUGGCGGAAAGAAUAUCUCUGCACCCUUCAAGGUCGUCAAAAGUGGCUUGUAAAGAAAACAAAUCUCAAGGAAGGAGAUGUUGUCCUCCUGAAGGACUCCACUGCAAAGCGCAACGAGUGGCCCAUGGGACUUGUUGAGAAGACAUACCCCAGCAGGGACGGGCUUGUGCGAAAAGUGGAUGUAAAAGUUGCAAGACAUCAGGAUGUAAAGACAUUCAGCCGACCAAUCUCGGAACUGAUUCUUCUAGUGACGCCUAGUAAUGUGGACAUUUGAUUUAGUGGCAUCUCUUAAAGACGCCAGGCGGGGAGUGUAAUGGAACUUGUUUAACUUAAUGUUAUUCAAUGUUUAGUUCAUUUACUGAGGCCACCUAGUGGCAAAUGUUAUAAUUGUGUGUAUUGCUAGUUCACAAACGCCAUCUUGUGGUCACUU
This is a messenger RNA of Cyprinodon variegatus (sheepshead minnow), 1035 nucleotides long. RefSeq lists its product as uncharacterized. The record is from RefSeq and is a predicted model, not a curated record. Lineage: Eukaryota; Metazoa; Chordata; Actinopteri; Cyprinodontiformes; Cyprinodontidae. Bases 46 to 879 code for a protein of 277 amino acids. The transcript has a single exon. Gene Ontology annotation, molecular function: nucleic acid binding. Gene Ontology annotation, biological process: DNA integration.